CUGAGUCGCCCCUGGGGCAGAAUCGAAAGUGAUCAUAGCUCGUAGCUCGGAGCAGCACAGAGCUGAUGCUGGUUACCCAGGGGCUAAUGGUUCCAGUGGACCAGCUGCUUAGGAGUCCACCUCCUGAAGAGCCUGGCCAUUAUCAGAGAUGGCAUCCUCUGUGGGCAGUCUGUGGCCUGCUUGUACUUUGGCAACCCAAGGGCCAUCCUUAGCUAGGCUCCGAACCCAGGUAGACCUUCAUCUGGGCUGCUCCCGCUGCACCAAGCGCCUCAAUGAAAGCACCUACAUCCUGCAUGACGUCGAGCACAACUGCCCCAAUGAGAUCUUGCUGGCCCGCUAUAAGCAAGCUACUAAGGGCAAGAUCUGGCGUAAGGUCGGCCGCAGGCCCAGCUUCCCAAAGCCUCUGCGCUAUGAAGUCUGCCGCUACUAUAAUCCUGGGUUGGGCUGCAGGCGCCACGGGAACAGGUGCACCUUUGCCAGGAGCCCUGAGGAGGCACUGGUCUGGACCUUUGAGCGUCAGCACGGUCUUCUUCGGCUGGAACUGAAGGCUGCUGUGCAGGGCAUGAAGGCCCUGAGUGGGCCACAAGCCCCAGCAGACACCAUCCAUGCAGAGUUUGGUGGCCACUUCCAGCUGCUCUGUGCCCUCUGCUUCAAGCAUCGUCCCCCAUGCCUCCGCCCUGUGGACCCCAAGGGUCAUUGCCCUGAGCACCAAACCUGCCCCACACUCCUCAUUCAUGUUAUCACCGAGGGCCGCAAGCGGCAGUUUAUGGAAGUGCGGCCGCAGCCAAGGAAAAACCACCCCCUAAACUACUGCAUGUUUGUAGGCCGUGGGGAGCCAUGUCGCCAUGGGGCCUCCCGCUGCCAGUAUGCACACAGCGCUGUGGAGAUGGCUGUGUGGAAGGCUGAGAGGCGAGAUGGGCUUCAGAGAGGAGAUCUGCUCAUAUGCCCUGUCUUUGAGGAAGACAAAUGCAAAGCCAGCCGUGGCCAGCCCCCCAGGGUCCAGCUGUACUGCCAUGCCUGUCUAGUCACCUGUAGCUCUCAGGAGGCCUUCGAGAACCACUGCUCCUCCAUGGAGCAUGCACAGAUGGUAGCGUUUGACCAGGCUGUGCCCUGGAAGCACCGUGUCCCACCCAUGGGGCUCUCCAAGUUUGAGCUCUGCCCUAGGCCUGACCUCUGUGAGUAUGGGGAUGUCUGCAUCAAAGCACACUCAGAACAGGAGCUGCAAGAGUGGGUCCAGAGAGCACAAGCCAUGGAACUGCGAGAACAAGCUGCCUGGCAGGAUGGGCUGGUGCCCUACCAGACACGGCUGCUAGCUGAGUAUAAGCGGAGCAGCAAUGAGGUCCUGGUGAUGGCUGAGACAAUCCAUGGAGUAUCCGUCACUUGCUACCAACCCCUGGUGUAUCAGGCACAGAAGAAGACCCAGCACAGCUGGACGUUUACCAUCCACUCUGAGAACCCCUUGCUACAUGUGGCCCUACUCAAGCAAGAGCCUGGAGCAGACUUCUCACUAGUGGCCCCCCGCCUCCCGCCAGGCCGGCUCUAUGCACAGGGCGAUUGGUUCCGAGUGCCCAGCUCCCCAGCUCAAUUCCAGGUAGGGGUGCAUGUGCAGGCUGCCUCCUUUGGCAGCUUUGAGCAAUGGGUAGUCUUUGACUUUGGUAGCAGGCCAGUGCUACUGAGGAAGCUGAGGCUGCAGCUGGGCCAGGCACACUGGCCAGGGCUCUGUGGGAGGCCAGCACCCAGCCACCCUGAGGAGCUGGAGCGCUGGCACACAGGCAACCGCCAAGUGGUGCUUGAAGUUGAGUGGACACCUGAGCAGGAGGCCCUGAUGGCCAAGUACAAGGAACCCUCCCUGGCUCUGGAGUUCAGUCACAGUGCUCUGGCCUGGGGCCCCAUCUCUCGUACCAACUACCGGCAGAGAAUGCACAACUUUCUCUAUGAGGAGGAGGCAGCUCAGCAACAGCUUGUGGCCAAGCUGACCAUGAAGGGCCAAGUGUCCCUGAAGACAGCUCUGCAGACGCCGGCACUUGGCAUGCUCUUUGCACCACCAGGAGCCCUCUAUGCUGAGGUCCCCUUCCCCUCCUCUCUGAUGCCAGACACCAACCAGGGUUUCCUGCUGAGCAGAGCGGUCAGUACAGCUCUUGUGGCUCCUGUGCCUGCACCUGACAACACAGUAUACCAAGUGCGGCUGGAGACACGGGCCAGUUCAGAGCAUGCACUAUGGCUGCUAUUGCCUGCACGAUGCUGUAUGGCUUUGGGACUGCAGCCACAGGCCAGCCCCAUCUUGGAGGUGCAGUUCCAGAUUGACCCCCUGAUCUUUCGGCUCUGGCACCAUGCAGUAGAUGCACUGCCUGAGGAACGCUUAGUGGUACCCGACCUGCCUACCUGCUCCUUGCCCCGCCCCUGGCCCACUCCACCCUCAUUUUCUGGCAACCAAAAGCAGAAGCUGGCUUUGGGACUCAUUGCAGGCACAAGCCCUGAGGGCACAAAGCCUGUACCACCACUGCUCAUCUAUGGCCCCUUUGGCACCGGCAAGACCUACACACUGGCUAUGGCCGCCUUUGAGGUUGUCCAGCAGCCCCACACCAAGGUGCUCAUCUGUACACAUACCAACAGUGCUGCGGACAUCUAUAUUCGGGAGUAUUUCCAUGGCUAUGUCAGCAGAGGCCACCCAGAGGCGUCUCCACUCCGGGUGAUGUACACAGACCGCCCUCCAAGACAGACUGACUCAACCACACUACAGUACUGCUGCCUGACGGAGGACCGCCAGGCCUUUCGCCCACCCACAGGGGCAGAGCUGGUGCAUCACCGCUUGGUGGUCACCACUACUUCCCAGGCCCGUGAGCUCCAGGUGCCAUCUGGUUUCUUCUCUCACAUCUUCAUCGAUGAGGCAGCCCAAAUGCUGGAGUGUGAGGCUCUCAUCCCAUUGGCCUAUGCCUUGCCGCUUACUCGUGUAGUGCUGGCAGGGGACCACAUGCAGGUCACACCUAGGCUCUUCAGUGUACCCAGGACUAAGGCAGCUGGGCACACACUGCUGUACCGCCUUUUCCUGUACUACCAGCAGGAGGUGCACAAGCUCGCCCAGCAGAGUCGUAUCAUUUUCCAUGAAAACUACCGCUCCACCACAGCCAUCAUCAAUUUUGUCUCCCACCACUUCUAUGUGGCCAAGGGCAGCCCUAUCCAGGCCAGUGGCAAAGUCCCACGCCACCCCCAAUACUACCCUCUCAUGUUCUGCCACGUAGCAGGCAGUCCUGAGCAGGACAUGUCCAUGACAUCCUGGCUCAACUCAGCCGAGGUUGCCCAGGUAGUGGAGAAAGUGCAAGAGAUCUACAACACCUGGCCCCACUGCUGGGGACCCCGGGAACAGAGACACAUCUGUGUUGUCUCCCAUGGUGCCCAGGUCAGUGCUCUGAGGCAGGAGCUGAGGAGGAAGAAUCUGGGUGAAGUGUCUGUUGGCAGCUUUGAGAUCCUACCAGGGCGUGAGUUCCGGGUGGUGGUCCUGAGCUCUGUCCAUAACUGCCAUAGUCUGCUCAGCCCUGGAACACCAACUUCAGAGUUCUUCAAUGACCCCCGUGUGCUGAACACGGUCAUGACCCGUGCCCAGUCCCAGCUGGUAGCUGUGGGAGAUGCUGUGGCUCUCUGUUCCUCUGGAGCCUGCAGAAAGCUCUGGAAAAGUUUCAUCUGUGAGUGCAUGCAACAUCACAGCGUCUUCCCUGAGGACCUGUCACUGGGGCAGAUCGAGCAGGGUGUGGCCCAGAGGCAGCACUGGGCUUCUUUGACACUCAGAACAGGGGGCCUAGCUGCAGAGCCCACGGCCGUGGCACAGGUCCUGCAGCGGCCCAUGGCUGAGGGGAACACUGUCACAGUGAAGGCAGAGGCUGGGACCAGCUCAGCAUCCACAGCACAGGCCGAGGCAGCAGUAGGGGACAUCGAAAGGGGAGAUGUCUCAGCCCUUAGAGAUACCACACCAAGAGUAUCCACCCUGUAUGAAGACUCUGAGGACUCAGAGUCUGACUUCUGGCCCUCCGAAUGGGAGCUCAACCCUGACGACGCUAUCCUGAAGGAACUCCUUGAUGAGAGUCGGCAAGUGACUGUGACUGUUAGGGAAGACGGGCUGCUGGACACCAUGGUUUGCCCCAAGUUCCCAAAGCAGGCUCCACAGUACACGAACCUGCCCUCAGCGAUGCUUCGCAAGCUACUGCGCUCAGACCCCAAGCAAUACUGCCGCUGUAGUUUCCUGCAGGAGACCUUUGAGCGGGCAUUGGCCACACCUCUGGAUGAUGUGACCCCUAGUCCUAUCCAGGUCAGGGGUCGCCUGAACUGCGGCAUGGCCUUCACAGGGGAUGAGGUACUGGUACAGGUUCUGGGUCAGGCAGCUGAUGACAGGGGCACUCCAGGGAGGCUGCAGGGUCGCGUGGUGGGUGUGCUAAAAAGAAGAAGACAUGAGCUAGCCUUUGUGUGUCGGAUGGACGAGUGGGAUCCCCGCAUCAUGAUCCCCAUCAAUGGCUCUGUGACCAAAAUUUUUGUGGCAGAGCUGAAGGACCCACAACAGGUUCCCAUCCACCGCCUCCUUCAAGGCCAGGUACAGCGUGUAAGACAUGAGCGUCUGAUGCCUGAGGACCGGUACACCCGGCUAUUCUGGAUCCACAUCGUUGUGUGGCGAGAACGUUUCUACUACCCGCUAGGCAUUGUCUUGGAGGUGCUGCCCAAGGUUGUCACCUGGGAGCAGGGCCUUUAUAUCCUUGACCUGGAGCAUGGCCUGAAGGCCUCCACUCCAGACCCACUCUCUGUUUCCAAGGCUUUGCAAAAAUAUACCUCGGAGCUCAACAUGGCCACCAGUCACCGAGAGGACUGCCGCCACUUCCUGACCUUCACUGUGGACCCCCAGGGUGCCUGCAACCUCGAUGAUGCUCUCAGUGUUCGGGACCUUGGCCCAGAGUAUGAGGUGGCUGUGCAUAUUGCCGAUGUGGCCAGCUUAGUGCCCAAGGAUGGGCCACUGGAUGUAGAAGCCCGCCGUCAGGGCACCGUGUUCUAUGCCCCCUGCAGGGAGCCAGUACUUAUGCUGCCCGCCAGCUUGUGCCAGGAUGCACUCAGCCUUCUGCCAGGCCAGGAUCGCCUCACCAUCUCUCUCUUCCUCACCAUAAAGAAGGGCAGUGGCCAGCUCCAGAGCCUGCGCUUUGCACCUUCCAUCAUCUGCUCUGACCGCCAGCUGUCCUAUGAGGAGGCUGAGGAACUGAUCAAGGGGCACCCAGGGGCUGGCUUAGAGCUGCCGGCCCACCUGGACUCUGUGGACACUUGCGUUGUGGCUGCCUGCUAUUUCUCCCAGGUGCUGCGCCGGCACCGCCUUCUGGCCGCCUGCUACUAUGAGCCGCCAGAUGAGGACAGUGUGCUGGGCUACCGCAUGGCCCACAUCAUGGUCCAGGAGUACAUGAUCCAGUUUAACAGUCAAGUGGCUGAAUUCCUGGUGGGCAACAGGCACACGCAGACAGUCACGCCAUUAAGGUGGCAACCCACACCUAGCAGCCACCAACUCAACACUGUGUGUGAGAAGCACAGAGAGCUGGUGCCCUUGUCACUGCACCUAUCACAGCAUUUGCGUACCCACAGCACCCCCAAAAAGCAGCUGUACCUCCUGAGUUCUCUCUGGAAACAGGUGCACCUUGCAGCUUGUACUCAGGACUAUAGCCAGAUGGUGGACCUCAUUGCCACAGAUGACAUGCACCCUUCGCUGGCUCCUGCAUGCCUGGACUUCCGAAAGGCUCUGGGUCGCUCAGUGUUUUGCCGUUCUAGCCAGGGUGAGCAGCAACAAGCUGGCCACUACUCACUGCAGGUGGACUGGUACACAUGGGCAACAUCGCCCAUCCGCAGGUAUCUGGAUGUGGUGCUGCAGCGGCUGAUCCUGCUGGCACUGGGCCAUGGGGGCUGUGCAUAUUCUACCAGGGACAUCGAUGGCCUCUGUCAGGACUUUAGCCGCCGGUAUGCGUGUGCCCAGAGCUACCAACGGCGGGCCUACAGUCUGCACCUGGCAACCCAGCUGAAGGCCCAGCCUCGAGACAAGCUGGGCUUUGUGAUGGAUGUUGAGAUGGGUGCCCGCUGCUUCAAGUUGCUCUUCCCUGUCAACCGAGAAACCCUGCCUGACCCCUGCCCUGUCCACUACCAUUCCCUGCAGCUGGCCGAGCAUCCCCAAGAACUAGUGGGUCAGCCAGGCCUGAGGCUUCUAUGGAGGCGCCGCAUCUACUCAGUUCAAGUGCCCAAACCCUCCCCACUGCCUGGCACCAAGUUUGAUCCACAUACCCAGACUGUUGAUACAGCCCUAUGGAGGCGGCUGUUGAUGCUGGCAGAGGAGCAGCGCUGGCCUGAAGUGGCUGCUCUCAUCCGGGAGCAGAGCAAGAAGGAAUCUCAACAGAGGAAGCUGGUGCAGGUGCAUCAUAGCCGCUGUGGCCACUUUGUGGAAGUGGCCUGUGAGCUGGGUGAUGGGGACACACUGCAGGUACAGCUUGGUGCCAGCCUGCAGCGGGGCUUCCUGACCCCAACGCUGCAACUCUGGACUGUGGUGCCCGGCUUCAGCCUCUGCCUGGACCAUAUGGAAAGGCCAGGUGACUGCUUCUCAAGCCAUGUGCACCAGGCCCUGCAGGACCAGUACCGCGAAGUCAGCGAAUACUCAUGUGUGUGGGAGCCACUUUGUUCCCUAGAGUCACUCACCAAUGCUGUCACUGAGAACGACUCCAUUGUGCUACAGGAUGUGCAUAUUUCCUGGGACACAGAGCAGACAUCACAAGGAAAGCUGCAGGGCACCUUCCAGCUGGAAGAUGCUUUCCUCCAGGAGAACUGUAUCAAUGUCCACUUUGGCUUCUACCUCUGCAUUCGGCUUGAGGGACUCCCAGUACCCCUUGCCAGCCUACCCCCUAGGUCCAGCUGCCUUGGCCCCUUCCUGAGCAUUGAUCCUGAAACAUACACCUGGGUUGCCCAUGGACUGGCUUGUGACUGGGACCAUGGGCUAGCUGAUGAUUGGGACCAGGAGAAUGCGGAUGAUGGGCAGGGGGCUCCCAAGCAGGUGCAUUUCUUCAUCCACCACAUGGCCAUGGAGAAGGUUCCAGAAGAGGUGCUGAGACCCAGCACUCGUUUCACUGUGGAGGUACUAUCCAAGCAGCUUCCUGACCUCCGCAAGGAGAGAGCUGUGCGUAGGCUAAAAGAGUCAUCCCCACUGGUCAUCAGUAUUGCUCUGGGCCGGCCCAUCCCUGAGCCCUGCCACAGGCUUCACCAGAACACCUUCCACAGUAGUAGGUCUGCCUCUCAUCUCCCCUACUUCAAUCUAAUGCACGGUGCUCAGGGAUCCCUGGCUCCUGUCCCCUCAGUACCUACCAGCAGGUUCCUGGAAAGGCAAAGCAGGUUCCUGGAAAGGCAAAACAGGUUCCUGGAAAGGCCAUCCUACAGCCUCCCUGGAGGAUGCCAUAAGCUGAACCCUAGUCAGAACAGGGCCAUAAGGAGGGCUCUGGAGAAGCAAUUUACAGUUAUCCAGGGUCCACCAGGCACAGGGAAGACCGUCGUGGGCCUCCACAUCGUAUACUGGUUCCACAGAUUAAACCAGGAGCAGAUGCCAACCAGCAGCAGCUCUAGUGGAGAUAAACAGCUGGGAGGUCCAUGUGUCUUAUACUGUGGCCCUUCCAACAAGUCGGUGGACGUCCUGGGAGGACUGCUCCUGAGUUGGAGAAAAGAGCUGAGGCCCCUGCGGGUAUAUGGCGAGCAGGCAGAGGCCACUGAGUUCCCGCUGCCAGGAGUGAGUAGCAGAAGCCUGCUCAGCAAGACCUCUCAGGAGGGAAAGCCGAACAAGAACCUUAGGAGCAUCACCCUUCACCACCGGAUCCGCCAGCCUGCCAAUCCAUACGCAACAGAGAUCAAGAGAUUUGAUGCCCAGCUGCGGGAAGGGAAAAUACUCUCAAGAGAGGAUCUUGUGGUGUACAAGAGGGUCUUGGGGAAGGCACGCAAAUAUGAGCUCAACCGGCACUCAGUCAUCCUGUGCACAUGCUCCUGUGCGGCUUCGGGCAGCCUGAAAAUCCUGGAUGUUCAACAGAUCCUUAUCGACGAGGCAGGCAUGGCCACAGAGCCAGAAACCCUUAUUCCCCUGGUGUGCUUCUCACAAACUAAGAAGGUUGUCCUGCUUGGGGACCACAAGCAGCUGCGGCCUGUGGUCAAGAAUGAGCAGCUGAGAAAUCUGGGGAUGGACCGAUCUCUCUUCGAGAGGUAUCAUAGGGAUGCCAUCAUGCUAGACACACAGUACCGCAUGCAUGAGGGCAUCUGCGCCUUCCCUUCCAUGGAGUUCUAUGGGAGGAAGCUGAAGACCUCCCCUUACCUGAGGCGUCCACCCAGCAUCCUGGGCCAUGCUGGCAAGAAGAGCUGCUCUGUCAUCUUUGGCUAUGUACAGGGCCAUGAGCAGAGGCUACUGGUAUCCACAGAGGAUGGGAAUGAGAAUUCCAAGGCCAAUCUGGAGGAGGUAGCAGAGGUGGUUCGCAUCACCAAGCAAUUGAUCCUGGACCGGACAGUGGAUCCUAAAGACAUCGCCAUCCUUACACCCUAUAAUGCACAGGCUGCUGCGAUCAACAAGGGUCUCAUGCGGGCAGGGGUCAUUGGAGUUACUGUGACUUCUAUCACCAAGAGCCAGGGAAGCGAGUGGCGCUAUGUGCUGGUGAGCACAGUCCGCACAUGCCACAAGAGUGAUGUGGACCAGCGGCCGACCAAAAGUUGGAUCAAGAAGUUUCUGGGCUUUGUUGUGGACCCCAACCAAGUGAACGUGGCCAUCACCCGGGCCCAAGAGGGACUGUGCCUCAUUGGAGAUCAUGUACUGCUGCGCUGCUGUCCACUCUGGCGUCGUCUCCUGGACUUCUGUGAGGCCCAGAACAGUCUUGUGCCAGCUGAGAAGGUGCUGGUCCAGAGAAAGUCUGCCUUAUCUUCCUAAAGAAUUCCUACCUGCUCAGCCCCUGAUGUGCCAGUGGCCAAGGAUUUGUCCCCUGUUCUCUGCUGAGGGCCUGGGCAUACAGCAGGAUUGCCAUGGCUCUGGUGGCUACAGCUGAACAUCAGCCCGCCACCUCUGCUGUCAGCUUGCAUAAGGCCCUGGUGGCUGGCUGUGAUCCUCCAGCAGUGACAGUCUUGUGAGGUGGCAGCCUCUUCCUGAGCCAGAAAUAGGCCUACUGAUGAUGACCUUCCUGUUUAUGCCUGAACUUGAGUAGAAGGGAAAGAGCUGGAAGUGGGCCCCCUUGAUCCUGACUGCUGCUUUUCCUGAGGCAGUUGGUGUCAGGCAAAUGUCUUAGUGAUCACAAGGAACCCUAGGAGAUACCUCUGCUAUUAUUGAGGAGUCUCAAACAGGAAGGGGACCCCUCUGAGGCUGUAGUUUGACCUUAGGACCCAUCUGUGUUUGCAUUGGGUACUGUGUAUGCAUUUGCCUUAUUUUCUAGUUUUAAUAACCUAAAGCCAGUGUCUCUUACUGAGGCCUCCCUGGAGGAGAGAGACUUUUUAUCCUUUCUACCUUGUGUCCUAUAGGGCUGCCUGCUGAGGCAGGGAUAGCGGAGAGCAAAACUAAUCCAAAUGCCCUCUCUACCCCUGCCCAGCUGACUCCUGGGAUGUGAAGAGUGGCCCUGUGGAGAGGGAGCUGGGAAUGAGCUGUCCCAGGACUACUGAGCCUGUGCUCCUACACCAAGCUUUCAUGCCUUUAGGACAGCCUGCCUGGAGCUGUACUUUCCUACAGGGCUGAAGGGUGAAAUCCCCCAUCUAUGCCUUCCCUUCUUACGCUUCCAGGAAGCACCAAAGCUGGGGCCAGCUUCCUCCUCAGUAUGGCCCUCCUCUCCAGAGGUCAGAGAUGCUGCAAGUCUGUACUAAGAGGGUGGGUUCCUUGUGACCUGACCACAGAGCCUCAUGUGAAGAGUAUCUGAUAUAGUUUUUAGAAAUCAAAUUUCUACAUUCCAAUUUUGUAUCUUUUCUCAGGUUAUACCUUAUAUAACUGGAUGCUUUUAUUAUAAAAACUGCUCUGAAAGCUC
This is a messenger RNA of Nannospalax galili (Upper Galilee mountains blind mole rat), 10025 nucleotides long. It is a transcript of the gene Helz2, whose product is annotated as helicase with zinc finger 2. The transcript is spliced from 18 exons. The record is from RefSeq and is a predicted model, not a curated record. NCBI's taxonomy places the organism in Eukaryota, Metazoa, Chordata, Mammalia, Rodentia, Spalacidae. Gene Ontology annotation, molecular function: metal ion binding; RNA nuclease activity; ATP hydrolysis activity. Bases 149 to 8950 code for a protein of 2933 amino acids.